Molecule: messenger RNA, 3588 nt
Organism: Paramisgurnus dabryanus
Lineage: Eukaryota; Metazoa; Chordata; Actinopteri; Cypriniformes; Cobitidae
Source: RefSeq, a predicted model, not a curated record
CGUGAAAAAAUAUCCUAUGUUAACACAAAACCCCAUUCACAAAACGUAUUGACUUUGGGACGAUGGAUCCGGAAGUGCUAAAAUGCUAACUCGUUUCUGGGUUUUACCUACAAAAAUAUGCAUGUGGCACUCUAGACCAUUACCUCUCAGAGCAGUUACCUGGGCCAUGAUGGGCAUCUGCUCUAACUGUAGCAGCACACUUAUUUAUUGACUUCUUUUAUUAUUAUUAUUCACAAUGUUGAGUGACAACAGAGGCCAAAUCAUAAUGGUAACUCAAAUCCUGGAAAUGAUGAACAAUUUAUCAUAAUGACUAGUCUAAUGUAUGGAUGUAUGCAUGUACGUACGGUAAAUAUACAACAUAAAUGUACACAAAACUUUUACCUUUGUUUUAUUGGUAUAUUUAGCAUUAUUGUAUGUAGUUUCAGAUCAUGUUGGGAGGAUCUGAACUAGUGGCUAAGCCAGAAGGGUUUCCCAGUAUGGAAAAACCGCACCAUUGUGCACUGUAUUAUACUUUUACCAUUAUUUAAAUUGUGUUAGGCUAUAAUAUAUAUAUUUUUUACUUUAAUUGACAAUUAAUUGAUGUAGUUUGCAAAUAUAGUCUUCUGCCAUUCUCCUCUACCAGCUAAACUGCUACAUAGGUGAGUGCAUUUACAAUUAUUCAUUUAGUUUUUGUCCGAUUUAAAUUAGAAAUGAGGAAUACAAGCAAUUUGGCUUAGGAGGAGGCAAUAGCAGCAAUACAUGGUUUGAAUCAUUGUCUAGAACUUUAAAAGCAAGGAGAGGAGUAGAUGUGAAAGAAAGAUAUUUUGCUUUUAUUUUAGAAAUAGUUAGGAGGAUGCAGUUAAAGAGUUUCAGAAUGAAUGUAGACAGUGUCUAAGAACUGAAAUGAAAUUCUUGUUGACAUUCUAAUAAUCCACUUUGAACUUCUAAGAAUCAAACAUUUUGAUAACAUUCGUGAAAGUCAUUUUAAUGUUAGCUACAACUUAAACUGCUUUUGGUUUUGUGUUAAAAUAGUUUAAAACAAGCAGGUUCAUGAAUCUAUGACACCACAGUUUUGAAAUGGUUUAGUCACUAUAGUUUAUAUGCAAGAAACCAUCUGAAAAUAAGGAAUCUGGCAGGCCUCAAGUAGAGGCCUUCUUUGGUCUCAGUCAAGGCAAGCCACUUGUUUCAAACUUAUUUUAUUUCCUCUCAGAGGGUAAAAUAAUAUAGGUUUUGUUGAUUACAAGGCAUUGUAAUCGUUACUUUUUACUUUUUUUUGUGAAUUGUUUAAUAGUUCUAAAUUUGAUCAAUUCAUUCAUGUUUUUUAAUAUAAAUUGAAAUAUAAAUAUCUUUUUACAUCCACAUUAUGGUGAGUUUUUAUAAAUGGAAAUAAUAUUAUUUGCUAAUAAAUAUAUUACUAAGCACAAAGCCUCAGUAAUUACUGACGUUACAUAGAACGUAACAUUUUACGUCCCCACCGUGACUAUCCCCUCCCCCACCCCGCUGGAUUCACACCUGCGACACGGGCUGCGAGAUACUCCAGACACAGCGCGCUGCAGAGGAGAGAAGAUGUCUAAGGAUAAUGAAGAUGAAACUAGUUACAAGUCAUCUACGUAUGGCAGCUCUGGAUGUACAGUGGAUGAUCUGACAGAUGGUCCUGAAAAGACGACUACGAUAGAUGGUCCUGAAAAGAAGACAAAGCUCAACACACGCACAACAGAAGAAUCUCCUUCAAAUUCAGAGUUGAGCGAGGAUGAAUAUAUACCAGAGACAGAGGAAGAAUCAGACUCUGAAUCAGACAAUAAAUGGAGUGAGUGUGUGUCAUCUCAGGCACUCCGAAAUUUGAGCGAGGCAAAAUGGAACUGUCCACAACUUCUUCCCUUUGCUGACGAUGUGAAAAAAAUGCACCAGUAUCUUGACAGACAGAGUAAGGAAUACCAAGCAAAACUUGAAGAAGAACCAAGUAACAAGCACUGGGCAGAACUUGCAAAAGUGACACUCUGUCAGGUGAUACUAUUCAAUCGUAGAAGGGAAGGAGAGGUAUCCAAGAUGGCCCUUAAUGCUUUUAUAUUGAGGGAUACCUCAUCGACUCAUCCAGAUGUAGAGCUUGCUCUGUCAGACCUUGAGAAAAGACUUUGUAAGCACUUCCAGAGAAUCGAGAUAAGAGGCAAACGUGGACGAAAGGUCCCCAUUCUACUUACACCUGAAAUGAUGAAAUCAUUGGAGUUACUGGUGAACCAUCGCCGCGAGUGUGAUGUGCUUGAUGAGAAUGCAUUUGUGUUCGCGAGACCACAAGCCCUCAGCCACUUCAGAGGUUCAGAAGCUAUUCGUGAAAUUGCUCGAAGCUGUGGGGCUAAACAUCCAGAGGCAUUGUCCUCUACUAAACUGAGAAAGCACAUGGCCACCAUGUCCAAGGUCCUCAACUUGAAGGAUAAUGAAAUGGAUGACCUUGCUGACUUUUUAGGACAUGACAUCAGGGUGCAUCGGCAGUUCUACAGGCUACCUGAAGGUACCUUACAGCUGGCGAAAAUCAGCAAAGUUCUAAUGGCCAUGGAACGAGGUCAGAUAGUAGACUUCAAAGGAAAAAAUCUCGAUGAGAUCCAGAUUGAUCCAAAAGAGCUGGUACUGAUGGACAGUGAUGUAUCAGACUCUGAAAAUGAGAAAGCGAUGACUGGAAAUUAUCCUUCAAGUUCAGCAGGCAAGAACGAUAAAAAAGUGCAUCCGAUUGGCAAGGACUUGAGGAAACCACACGCAGCAAAGAAAUCUUCAAAAAACGCACGGAGAAAGUGGUCCACAGAAGAGAUCCAGGCUGUGGAAGAAACCCUAAUGAACUGCAUCAGGUCUGGAAAAGUUCCUGGAAAAGCCCAGUGCAUGGAGUGCAUUGAAAGGUCCCCAUCAGCACUUCAAGGGAGAAGUUGGAAAGGGGUGAAAUUUUAUGUUAAAAAUCGCAUUGAUUCCAUGAAGCGUAAAAUGUAAAACGAUAGAGCCUUUAUCAAGAUGUUUUUCCCAUGUUUGUGGAUAGGAUAGCAUUGGUUUGUUGAAAACUUAAAAUUAAAGGUAAAGGGCCUUUAUAGGGCUGGGUGAUAAUUUUAUGUUAAAAAUCACAUUGAUUCCAUGAAGUGUAAAAUGUAAAACGCUUGAGUCUUUGUCAAGAUGUUUUUCCCAUGUUUGUGGAUAGGAUCGCAUUGGUUUGUUGAAAACUUAAAAUAAAAGGUAAAGGGCCUUUAUAGGGCUGGGUGAUAUAUCACAUGUGAUUAUUUAUGCACAUCUCAUCAGUAAAGCAGUUUCCAUUAUUAGUAGUAAAUCGCUAUCACCUGCUUUCCAAAGAUUUUCUUUCAGAUGAAGCAGCAUUUACUACACAGAGACAUAGUUUACUGACAAACUAUGCAAUAUCACAUUAAUUAUUGUAGGUGAUACGUCCGUGAUAAUGAAUGUGAUAUUGCAUAGUCUCUGUGUAGUAAAUGCUGCUUCAUCUGAAAGCUUUACUGAUGAGAUAUGCAUGAUAAUCACAUGUGAUAUGUCACCAAGCCCUAGGCCUUUAUCAAGAUGUAUUUUUCCCAUGUUUGUUGUUGGGAUGUUAAAUCCGUUAAAUAAAGAAUACUGACUAAUCAA